This is a messenger RNA of Echinococcus granulosus, 1788 nucleotides long. Its product is annotated as putative ATP-dependent RNA helicase DDX56. Gene Ontology annotation, cellular component: nucleolus. The coding region runs from base 1 to 1788 and encodes 595 amino acids. The transcript is spliced from 12 exons. Gene Ontology annotation, molecular function: nucleic acid binding; ATP binding; RNA helicase activity. NCBI's taxonomy places the organism in Eukaryota, Metazoa, Platyhelminthes, Cestoda, Cyclophyllidea, Taeniidae. The record is from RefSeq and is a predicted model, not a curated record.
AUGUCUCUAGUAGAGCAAUUUCACCUUAUGAAUCUUGAUCAGCGGCUGUUAUCUGCAAUAUCUGAUUUGAAGUGGGAGAGACCGACGGACAUACAGCAGGCUGUCAUUCCUCUUGCCCUAGAAAAGAAGAGUAUAUGCGUACAAGCCCGUACUGGCUCUGGAAAAACUGGGGCUUUCUCUAUUCCUAUCAUCCAAUCUAUACUUGAAACAAAGAUUUUUCAGUCGGAACAGAGCACUUCGGCGUUAAUUUUAGCUCCAACGAGGGAACUAUGUAGUCAAAUAUCGAAGGACAUUAAGAGUUUGUGUAAAUAUGCGUCGAAGAAUGUGAACGUCUUUGAUCUUGCCCAAUCGGAUGAUAUUGAUCUUCUGGGACCUCUUCUGGCCGAAAAUCCGGACAUUGUUGUUGGCACUCCGUUGAAAAUAUCGGAACAACUGCUUAGGAAGCGUCUUACUCUCGAUGCUCUUGAACAUCUUGUCAUUGAUGAAGCUGACCUAAUCUUCGUUUUUGGUUACGAGAAACAUAUGCAGGCGCUCCAAACUUUUCUUCCGAAGAAGUCAAUACAGGUCAUCUUGAUGUCUGCCACACUGGAUGAGGCAACUUUUUCUUUGCGCGGUUUUUUCAAACUUAGUGAAUGGGUUCGAGUAGAAUUACCGGAAGAGAAUUUUCUUCCCUCUGAGUCUCAGCUUGCCCAAUACGUGAUUAGUGCUGACGAGUCAUCGAAAUACGCUAUUCUUAUAUCUAUGAUUCAGCUUAAGUUGAUUCGUGGUCGGACAAUUAUUUUCACCAAUUCUAUAGAUCGAUGCUACAAACUAAAACUUUUUCUGGAGGAAUUCGGUGUUAAAUCGGUGGUACUCAAUUCUGAAUUACCCGUGGCGUCAAGGUGUCACACGGUUCAGCAAUUUAACAGAGGACUUUAUGACUACCUUUUAGCGACCGACGAAAAUGACAGUGAAGGGGUUACAAAUGCACCUAAAAGGGAUAAGCUUCUAAAACCAGUGAAAGACGCCGAAUACGGUGUAUCGCGUGGUAUUGACUUCAAAUUAGUCAGCAACGUACUCAACUUCGACUUUCCACUGACUGCUAAACGGUACGUGCAUCGUGUUGGGCGUACAGCACGAGCUGACCAAAUGGGCACAGCUAUCUCUUUUGUCGAUAGCUCGGAGGAGUCACAACUUUCGGAAGUGGCCAAUCUCCUCUCGCAAAAUGAGGCUUCUAAUCCUCGGGCUGAUCAAACCAACAAAGCCGGUAGCUUUUCCGUUUAUCAGAAGUGGACGGAUUUAGAUAUCGUGCAAUGGCAAGACGUUGCUGGGAAAAUAACUCGCAAAAGAAUUCGCGAAGCGCGCUUAAAGGAGAUCAAAUUAGAGUUGAUGAACUCUGAACGCUUAAAGAGUUACUUUGAGGAUCAUUCCGCUGAUAUGGAUGCUUUGCGUCACGACAAGCUACUUUCUUCGACGCAGCAGGCUCAUCUCAAGGAUGUUCCGGAGUAUAUGGUGCCUCAAACUCUACAAGCCCUGAUUCGGGGUUCAAACCAGAGAGCAAGAGAUAGACAGCGCUAUAGACCGUCCAGUUGGGCCAAGGGACGACAACGGUUUACCGGCAAAGCGAAGGCUUCCACCUCUGCAGCCGGCGGUAAUGCUGAAAAGCCCAUACGAAUGCACCAACUGAGGUGUCACAGGACCAAGAUGGCCAUUGCUCGGAACCCUGAGAAGGUUGCUCAGAUUAAGCGGCAGAUGGCACGAAAGAAAAAGGCCGCCAACCCCCUCUUCAACUUUGGGAAAAAAAGGUAG